Molecule: messenger RNA, 2935 nt
Organism: Thunnus maccoyii (southern bluefin tuna)
Lineage: Eukaryota; Metazoa; Chordata; Actinopteri; Scombriformes; Scombridae
Gene: b3gat3
Product: beta-1,3-glucuronyltransferase 3 (glucuronosyltransferase I)
Exons: 8
Coding region: 204-1214 (336 amino acids)
Biological process (GO): carbohydrate metabolic process; chondroitin sulfate proteoglycan biosynthetic process
Cellular component (GO): Golgi membrane
Molecular function (GO): galactosylgalactosylxylosylprotein 3-beta-glucuronosyltransferase activity
Source: RefSeq, a predicted model, not a curated record
GUGUGUUGCGCUAAAACCGGAAGUUGUUGGUGCAUUGCUGCAAAGAAAAAAAAAUGCCCAAGCUAAGCUGAAUGAAUGGAUGUUUUGAUGCACUGAGGUGUCUUUUUCUCACAUUAAUCCAAGAUGACAUAAAGGUUUAAGCUCAUAACUGUCUGUAGCGCUUCUGUCUUCCGCCAUUUCCCGCCUUUGCUGGUCUGGGUACCAUGGCAACCAGGAUGAAGCUGAAGCUGAAGACUGUGUUUGUGCUCUACUUCAUGGUCUCCCUCCUGGGCCUCGUCUAUGCACUGAUGCAGCUUGGUCAGCGCUGCGACUGCACAGAGCACGACAUACCUAAAGACCGUACCAUAUCUCGGCUGAGGGGGGAGUUGCACCGUCUUCAGGAGCAGAUGAGGAAGUCGGAGGCGACCAAACAGCCCCAGAAACAGCCAGCCAAGCCCACCCUUCCCACCAUCUUUGUCAUCACCCCGACAUACGCAAGGCUGGUGCAGAAGGCUGAGCUGACUCGUCUGUCUCAGACCUUCCUCCAUGUUCCUCAGCUUCACUGGAUCGUGGUGGAGGACUCUCCGCACAAGACUCCUCUGGUGACCGACCUCCUGGUCAAGAGCGGCUUGACCUACACACACCUACACAUGCCCACCGCCAAGGACCGCAAACUGCAGGAGGGUGACCCCAGCUGGCUGAAGCCUCGCGGAGUCGAGCAGAGGAACGAGGGUCUCCGGUGGCUCAGAGAAGACAGAAGGGCUCAGCAGGGAGGAUACAACCAGCAGGGAGUGGUUUACUUCGCUGAUGAUGAUAACACGUACAGCCUGCAGAUAUUUGAGGAGAUGAGGAGUACCCAGCGAGUGUCGGUUUGGCCGGUGGGGCUGGUUGGAGGGAUGAAGUAUGAGAGGCCUGUGGUGGAAGGAGGAAAGGUGAUUCGCUUUCAUACUGGCUGGCGUCCCAGUCGCCCCUUCCCCAUGGACAUGGCCGGCUUUGCUGUGUCCCUCAAACUGGUCCUGGCCAAUCCAGAGGCUUGUUUCGAUGGAGAUGCACCAAUGGGUUUCUUGGAAAGCAGCUUCCUUCAGGGAUUGGUUACCAUGGAUGAACUGGAGCCCAAAGCGGACAACUGCUCUAAAGUCCUUGUGUGGCACACACGGACAGAGAAACCCAAGAUGAAGAGAGAGGAGGCUCUGCAGGCUCAGGGACUGGGUUCAGACCCGGCUGUGGAGGUCUGAGGAACACUAACACACACAAACACACGCAUACACACACACACACACACACACACACACACACAGCCUACUCUGCUGUUUAAUGCUGCAUAUGUUACUGCGUUGUAAAUACUGUAAAAAAAAAAAAAAAGAAGAAGAAGAAAAUAUUGGUUAGAGGUGACAUUUAAAUUUACCUGGUUUUGACUGUCUGUUUUUUUUUGUGUGUGUCGGGUAAAAUGUAAUGUGAGUGUGUGUGUGUGUGUGUAUUGAGUGAGUGUGUGUGUUGUUGCAACUGUGCUGACUGUACGUUAGUGUAUAUAUCAGUCUCCUUAGGUCUCUCUUAGUUUUAGUGAGUUAGUUAAUUCGUCUUUGUCCAGCAGUGAAGAGGAUGAGGAAUCUGGAGUUGAAAUAAUCACCAGAUGGGGGCGCCAGUCUUAUAUUUUGCAGAGCCAUGCUGUCACACAACCGGUCCACUUUUGAUUAUAGCUGGAUUAUUAUGUAUCAUUGGUAGAGUUUUACAUGUUUACUUGUGCUCAGUGGAAAUCCUACGGUGUCACUCAUUCUUGAUAGCAGUUAGAUGUUUUUUUUAUGGUGAACUACACCAGGUCUGGCUCAGCUUCCUGUUUCUGUCCCCUGUGAUGGUUCCUGUACCUUCAUCAGUGCAGCCACCAACAUCUUGACCAAUUUUUGACUGAGAUACAACAACGGAGCACUUUAUUCAUGCAUGGCUUCUGUUUUUGCGUGAUUAGUCCCUAUAAAUCUGUAUUUUCAGCCAUAUAGAUACUUAGAAUUUUUUUUUUUAAACACACGCCAAAAACGACAUCAUCAUCAUACGCAUGAUAAUAAUCCUUCUGCAACACGUGUAAUCACAAUGUGGUAAUUUGCUGUCAAGAUAAUAGUAUUGUAGAGCAAAGAUAGUGCCAAUUUUUUGACAGUAAACAUUAUCCAUUACAUAAACAGCAGCUACAAAAUGCAUCAAACUGGGGAAAAAAUCCAACUAAAUAGUCGUUGCCUUGUCUUUAUCUCACUCUCAUACACUUGUGUUACAGGCACAACUGGUGCAACUUAGCAACACCGUCCUGCAACACAAACAUAACAAAUACAGAUAUGCGGAGGCUCCACACCCUGUGUAGUCGUAGAGAUAGAGCUCAGAGCGCAAAAUGCUGGUUAAAGCACGACACUAGUUCCAACUAGCAUUUUUAUAUGUAUAUUUUUAGUGAUGCUUUUUAGAAAUCAUAAGGUUUGUGGUAUCCAUUUAGAAGCCACAAAUAAGAGAACAGCACUACUGAAUAUAAAUUCCUUAUGCAAUAACAGAAUACAAAACACGCCGUCCGUGUUACAUCUCCACACUUUGAUAGUCAGAAUAACACUUCAAUUUGCCUUUAACAGGCAGGAAAUCCCUGGUACUUUACAGUAGCUGUAUUUCACAACUAUCUUUGACCAAAAAAAAAGCUUCAAAUAUAAAAUGAACUACUCGAGCUGUGCUUGAUUAUCUGCCACAACAUCCUCAGAGGUUGGAUGAAUGAAGAGCAAAAUAACCCAAAAGCUCAAAAAGUGCUUUUUGGCUACUGUUGUAUGAUACUGUAAAAAACAGCUAGUGCCUGCUUAUGUGUAAUUAGUGCCUGUAAGUCAGUUCUCUACUGGUGUAUAAUGUAUUUAUUACUGUAAUCAAUUGUUCCUUACAUUGUACAAUGUGAUAAUGUUUGUCCCUGGCCUUGACAAUAAACCUAGAUCAUGUAAAACAA